AUGAAGCUGCACCGCAUUCUGUUCGUUUUGGCCGGGGUCACGAAUCUCUAUGAUCCGGUCAAGGCAGCUCCUGAUGCUUUCCCGAUCCGAUCAGGUCAUGCAGCACGCGCAGUCAGCUCUAGACCGCGAGAUGAUGCGAAUGCGAAGGGUGCUACAUGCAGUCCCGGCGAUGCUACGUAUAGCUCCGAGACUAUGCCAGCCGGGAGCUACACAGAUUGGGGCGCCUUAGGGCUGGACAACCUGACGUCCGGAAGGCAGUAUGUCACAAUCGUCAAUCUUACACCCCAUCGCUUCCGACUGGACCGAGCCCACUCCUACCAGAUGGAUACAUUCAACUGGGGAGACAUCCCACCUGGCCGUUCCCGCCAGAGCAUCGCGCACUAUACGACAAGAGUGGGAGCAAACCCGAAAGACACCAACGGAGAAGCAUACUACUCCAUCGAAGGCACGAACAGCCGAUUCAUGAUUCGAGCAACAACCCAUAUCCCUGAUCGCUACCCACGUCGCACAGUCAUUGACCUCAGCGGCAUGGGAUUAGGUCAGCGCGAGUACCUAGACCCAAGGCCGGAGGUGCCUGUUACCUUGGUCAUAACGGGUAGUGCUCAUCAUGGUUUCAUCGCGUCGCUCACUCACGGCCCCGGAAACUGGAUGCGACAGAUUUAUGAGACCAUCAAAGACAGACCGCUGCAACAUAUUGUUAUGCCAGGUACGCACGACUCCGGCAUGAGCACUAUCAGCGGGCAGAUUGUGUCGAUCGGCAGUGAGGAAAACACGCAAACUCAAGGCCUCAACAUUUAUGAUCAGCUUCGUGUUGGCGCGCGAUGGUUUGACCUGCGCAUCAUAAGUGUCCAUCAGUCCAACACGGCCAACUAUGAUUUCUGGGUUGCACAUGUCAAUGACGAGAACGCUGACGUGCCUGUCGGAAACACUGGCGAGAGCCUGGCGGAUAUUGUUAGCGAGAUCAACCGUUUCACCUCGGAGAAUCCUGGAGAGAUUAUAUUCUUCCGUGUCAGAUACCUUGUCGGUCUUCGAAGAGUUCCUCUCGGAGGGCCCAUUCGCUGGAGCAGUGAAAUCAUGAAUAACUUCUUCACCAAACUCAGAGGAAUCAACAACCGCUGCGGUAAUCUCGACACCGGCGUGCAGUUCCAGCACCAGCCAGCAUCAUAUUUCAUGGAUCGCAAUAAUGGUGCGGGCUGUGUGGUCUUCCUCUUGGAUGGAGGCAACCUGCAGGACGGGGUUCCGCGAGCUUCAGUAGCUGAUGGGAUUUAUACAGCCGGACAAAUGGCAGUGCGUGACAACUGGUCGAAUUUACCCACAACACAGCCAAUGGCUGAGAACCAAAUCCAAGUGUGGUCGGGGAUCAAUCGCGUUGAGCCUUUCACCAACGAUGAGUUCCUCAUUAGCCAAUGGCUUGUGUCGGCCGAUGCCAUACAGACAACCGCCCUUACCAUUCAAAAGAUUGCAAUCAUGCCAACCAACCCUUCCCUUUACUGGGCAGGGCUCAAUGGAAUGAAUCCGACUAAAUGGCCAAAUGUGCUGUUGGUCGACUAUAUUGGUGUUGUGAUUCCAGAUCAGUUUGCUUGGAACCAGCUCAGUGCUGAGCUAUAUACCUUGGCUAUUGGUUUGAACCUGUACAUGGUUAGUGAGAACUGCGACGUUAGCACCCAGCGAUCUCCCCUGCUCUCAUCCGUGGCAAUGACAAGCGGUGCGAAGAGGAGAAUUUCCCGGCCUUGGAACGGCAUCAUUUUUGCCAAUGGGUCUAUCAUCGAUACCCCGCCGCGAAACCUCCAUCCUGGGCGUGUCGAGGUGCUGAAGAAUGGCACGGUGUUCAACGACGGUACUAUGCUGGAGGAGGAUAUCCUUAACCCGGACUUUGGCUCUAUAGCCUAG
This is a messenger RNA of Aspergillus calidoustus, 1890 nucleotides long. The record is from the annotation of a GenBank genome assembly. Lineage: Eukaryota; Fungi; Ascomycota; Eurotiomycetes; Eurotiales; Aspergillaceae.